Penicillium riverlandense is the source of this 672-nucleotide messenger RNA. RefSeq lists its product as uncharacterized. The transcript is spliced from 2 exons. The record is from RefSeq and is a predicted model, not a curated record. Bases 1 to 672 code for a protein of 223 amino acids. NCBI's taxonomy places the organism in Eukaryota, Fungi, Ascomycota, Eurotiomycetes, Eurotiales, Aspergillaceae.
AUGGUCAUAGGGAUUGCAAUGAUGUCAGCGAUGCUGCCCACUAUGAUUGGGCUAAACGAAGCAACCAAAGGGUCUCGGGACCGCGAAGAAAGCCACAAGGCGGAUGCCCUAAACACCCGAACCCACUUGAUAGCCACAUGUGAUGCCGAUGAAGGUUCCCAGGUCCAACGGGAACAAGUCCACAAUGCUAAGGUCUACCUAGGACAGGAUGGUAAAAUCUAUAUUACUAAACAACCAAAUUCUACCCUAUCCCCAUUUAACGGGCACUUCUAUCACCACCCUUCGUUCGGGGAAGAUAACACGGUGGGACUUAUUACAAUCAGUGGGGAAGACAAGCCAUUGGCAAGAUGGGUGUUCCUUGAUUCAGACACGAAUGAAAUGAGAUGGGGAGGCCGGGAAGAUAGUGAUGGUCAUGUCUGUGGGCCCUUUGUCCUCACCGUUGACGAACAGUAUAUCGCCCUUGAAGACAGUCAGAUGUGGCUGGCUGUAAAGCUGCCGGAAGACUAUCGAAAGGCCGAAGAGGCCGAAGGCUUAGGGGUCGUUGAUCAUGACGAUAAUACAGCGACUAGGUGGAGACUCUACUUUGACCGCAGUGACGGUGAUAGCCCCUGCCUACCUGCUGGAGCUGAAGUCAUGAAGAUCUAUCUGAAGCGAACUCCAGCGACUUCCUGA